AUGGCCGACUCUAACCCAUCCACCCCGGACGUCGAUGGCGAUUCCGACACCGUCUUCGACAGCCCUUCACCCUCUCCUGCACUGUCUUCUCCUCCUGCGCCCUCUAGCCCCAAGGCCGACGCCGAUGCCUCCCUGUCCGCCGACCGCCCCCCACCGCGAACCGCAUCCACCACAGGCGCGACGGCCAACAUGACGUCUUCGUCAACACCACUAGGCAACAUCAAUGCUGCGAGAAAUCCACGCCCUGCAAACCCCCCUACCAUCUCCAGCAGAGGCAGCGGUCUCAACGUUUCUCAAGACAUCCUGGCCAGGAUACAGGCAGUCCAUCUUGGCCGGAAAGGCGCCCCGCCAACCGGCUUGCCAGGAAGAGGGCCUCCGCCCCAGAGCCCUGGCCCGUCGCCCAACAGCAAUAAUCCAAUGUCACCAGGCGGAAACUUGGGAGGCGUACCUGGUAACUUCCGAAUGCCAGCCAGACCACCGACAACCAACUUCCAAUCAGCCCCAGCCGUCCCCGGCCGCGCAGGCGCUCCCAAGGCCUCCAUGGCCGAACGGCGUGGCAUGAAUCUAGGUGGCUUUCCGGGCGCGUCUCCCCCGGGUGCUCCUGCUGGCAGGAAGAAGCCGGGCCUGACGCUCUCGCAAAUGAACGGAGACAAGCCCCAAGAUUCAGCAGAGCCGCGCAAGCAAGAAACCCAUUUUGACAAGUUUUCCCAGUUUGUCGAUACCAAGACUGGCAGUCUCAAGUUCGCGGGCAAGGCUAUACUGAACUCGGACGGUGUACAAUUCGCUAGCGGCUCCUCCUUCAACAUCUCGCUAGACGAAGUCGAUACGCUAGACGAACUUGGCAAGGGCAACUAUGGCACAGUAUACAAGGUCAGGCAUAGCAGACCGCGGAUGCGAAAACCGGGACAGGGCCUCGCAGGAAACAAGGCUGCGCCAGGCUCACCGUCGCGAAAGAACUUUGAUGAAGAACCGAGUCCCAACGGCGUACCUGCCGCAGGUACUGGCAUCAUCAUGGCAAUGAAAGAGGUCCGGCUUGAAUUGGACGACUCCAAGUUUGCUGCUAUCAUCAUGGAGCUGGAUGUCCUCCAUCGCUGUAUAUCACCAUUCAUCGUCGACUUCUACGGCGCCUUCUUCCAAGAAGGUGCUGUGUACAUCUGCAUGGAGUUCAUGGACGGUGGUUCGAUAGACAAGCUUUACGCCGACGGUGUGCCCGAGGGUGUGCUGCGGAAAAUAACAAUGGCCACGACUAUGGGUUUAAAGUCGUUGAAGGAUGAACACAACAUUAUUCACCGCGACGUCAAGCCCACCAACAUCCUGAUGAACACGAAAGGGCAGAUCAAGAUCUGUGAUUUCGGUGUCAGCGGCAACUUGGUGGCCAGUAUUGCCAAGACCAACAUUGGAUGCCAAAGCUACAUGGCGCCCGAGAGGAUAUCUUCUGGCGGCAUUGCGCAAGCAGGCGCUAACCCCGGAGGCGGCACAUAUAGCGUCCAAAGUGACAUCUGGAGUCUCGGACUGACGAUAAUCGAGUGCGCUCUGGGACGAUAUCCCUAUCCCCCAGAAACGUACAACAACAUCUUCAGUCAGCUCAGCGCAAUUGUCGAUGGCGAGCCGCCGGAUCUACCUGCAGAAGGAUACUCUGAUGCAGCGCGGAACUUUGUACGCGGAUGCUUGAACAAGAUCCCCAAUCUCCGACCCACAUACGCCAUGUUGCUUCAACAUGCGUGGCUUGCACCUCUCGCCAAGCCAGACACAAUCACAGAAGAGGAAGAGGAAGAGGAAGAAGUGGAAGCUGCAAAUGAAGCAGCUAGUGGUGAAGCAGCUGGCGACCAGGGCCCCGCCGAAGCAAUUGACAUGGUAGAAGACAAGGAAGUAGCGGACUGGGUAAAAGCCGCAAUUGAUAAGAGGAGGAGUGGUAAAAUGAAGGGCGCGGAAAAGCCGGCUCUGCAUGCCGCGCCUUUGGAUGCAUCGGUCCAAAGCCCUUCGCCAAACGGUACGAAUGGACUGGAAACUGCCGAAGUUGCUGCAUAAGAUGUUGGUCUUGUUAUCAUCUUUUGGCUGGACCUGAGGUGACAAAUACUCUUGAACUCUUCCCUGAGCAGCCUUUGGCUCCUGCUGAAUCUGCAGGCCAUGGAGGCGGCGAUGUGUGCAUACUCUUUUUACGGCGUUCAACUGGCUUAUUGUAAGGAAUAGCUGGCAUGGAGCGUUGAAGUCGGGCAUUGGAAGCGGUGGAAGACACUUGUACUUAGUAUAGCAUGCACCCUGAACAGUCGGUGUUCAGAUGUAGUGAUAUUGACUCUGUGGAUGGCGA
Molecule: messenger RNA, 2308 nt
Organism: Pyrenophora tritici-repentis Pt-1C-BFP
Lineage: Eukaryota; Fungi; Ascomycota; Dothideomycetes; Pleosporales; Pleosporaceae
Product: SPS1, Serine-threonine protein kinase
Biological process (GO): protein phosphorylation; cellular hyperosmotic response; MAPK cascade
Molecular function (GO): ATP binding; MAP kinase kinase activity
Source: RefSeq, a predicted model, not a curated record